Molecule: messenger RNA, 1678 nt
Organism: Candidula unifasciata
Lineage: Eukaryota; Metazoa; Mollusca; Gastropoda; Stylommatophora; Geomitridae
Source: the annotation of a GenBank genome assembly
AUAUAUCUGGGUACAAGCGCACUACAAUCUCCCAUUUCGCACACUUCAUCCUCUGGACCUCAAUUUCCUGGUGGACAUUGCUAGCAGUGACCCUAGCCAGUGGACGGUGGAGAGUAUCUGGUACGCUGGUCAAGAGUUCGCCUCUUAUGACCAGUUGAUUGACGACUACAACAACAACAGAAUCAACAAGACUAAAAUAUCAAGACCUGCCAACAAUGAGGAUUUGUUCUCAAGCCUUCAUCGCCGAGGAGAGUUCCAGCCCCGCAACCCACAGCGACCACCCACUGUCGUGGAACCUGAUGGCAAACGGUAUUCGGUCACUGACAGACAGGUCACUUAUCUGGACUGGACAUUCAACUUCCGAACGUCUCCAUUGACUGGACCGGCUCUGAAUGACGUCAGAUUUAAGGGGCAGAGAAUCGCUUAUCAGAUUUCCUUGUCAGAAGUGGCUGUUUACUACUCUGGGUAUUCUCCCUUCGCGCAAACAUCCAAUUUUGUGGACAGUGCUGUGUCGAUGGGGGCCACUGCGGCCUCCUUGGUGCCAGGAGCCGACUGUCCCGACACCGCUACACUCAUUGGUGCAGCAUUCAUGUCGCAAACUAAAACUGAACCGGAUGUGUACAAAGCCUCGUUUUGUCUGUUUGAACACAACAACGGAGUACCACUGAGGCGCCAUCUGUCUUAUAGCUUUGAAUCUGGGUCUUUCUAUGGCGGCAUGAUGGACUACGUUCUUAUCCUGAGGACAAUUCUAGCGAUAAAUAAUUACGACUACGUGUGUGAUUUCAUAUUUCAUCAGAAUGGGGUUUUGGAGACUCGAGUGAUAAGUACAGGCUACAUCACGUCUGUCUUCCACGCAACUGCUGAAAGACCUUAUGGUUUCCAAAUCCACAACCAUCUCCUUGGACAUGUCCACCAUCACAUGUUUAGCUUCAAGGUGGAUCUGGACAUUAACGGGACGUCCAACAGAUACCGGACCUUGGAUCUCCAGCAGGAGCAAACCACCAUGACAGCGUUCCCGAAACAACCAUUUUCUCAGACCAAAUUUACAACCAGCCUGAAGAGAAGUGAGCUUGAGGCGUUGUAUAAAUAUGACUUCCACAGGCCGAUGUAUCAUCUGGUGCAUAAUGAAGGGGUGAGGAAUGAACAGGGGGAACUGAAGUCUUACAGGAUCAAGAUUGACGGAGUUUCCAAAAACCUGAUGGCUGAAGGUGUCGGCAACGAGAAGACGAUUGCCUGGAGCCGAAAUCAAAUGGUUGUGACAAGGUACAAGGACGAUGAGAUCUCAUCCGGUUCUGUCUACGGUUUGUUCGACAGUCUCCACCCUGUUGUCGACUUUACGACGUUCUACGCAGACAAUGAGACUAUAGUCGAUGAAGACCUGGUGUUCUGGGUCACCUGUGGGGUACAUCACAUCCCACGCUCAGAGGACAUUCCCGUGACGGCCACGGCUGCCAGCCAGUUGUCCUUUUCGCUGCUGCCCUUCAACUAUUUCCCAGAAUGUCCUUCCAUGGGAUCCCGUGACGCCAUCUUCGUGGAUCACCUCAACCCGAUGAACCCAGCAGAGGGGGUCAAAGUCAACAGGUACGGUAACAGCAGGACUCAGUGUCUGAUUCCUGAACCAACACUAGAGGAAUAUGUGGCUGCAGACCCGGACAGGCUUCUGCAGAGCAGACAAUAA